Molecule: messenger RNA, 3278 nt
Organism: Chlamydomonas reinhardtii
Lineage: Eukaryota; Viridiplantae; Chlorophyta; Chlorophyceae; Chlamydomonadales; Chlamydomonadaceae
Exons: 7
Coding region: 254-2902 (882 amino acids)
Molecular function (GO): protein binding
Source: RefSeq, a predicted model, not a curated record
GUUAUUCUUAAUUGGCAUACACAGUUCCUUAGAGCACUUCAGAUAGCAACUCUUGGUAAACGUCAAACGCUGGAUUGCAGCGUUUGUUAGUUAUCAUAAACGUCGUCUGCGUGCAAUUGUUGCCGAUCUAUCCAGUCUACCUGUGUUGUCGCUGUAGUCAGCCUAGUUUAGGGGCACGCGCGCAGCAUUCUCGAGCGACGGCCCCGCGAUGGAGCCAGCAGCAUCGAGCGUGGAGAGGCCGUGCAUCGAUCUCAUGUCAUGUCCUGACGCGGUUUUCGGGGUUUUCCGAUGCCUGGAAGCACCUGCUGACCUGGCGCGGUCAGCCUGCGUCUCGCGCGUGUGGCGGGAUGUCGUGUACGCGCCGCUGCUCUGGCACGCGCUCCUGGAGGCCGAGCACAGGGCCGCCGCCCACCCUGACCUUGCCAGCAGCAGGGAGACCUCCCGCAGCAAGGUGGAUGCAUCUCCUUGCUGCUAUGCAUACAUACGCGAGCUGCUGCAGCCGCGGUGUGACAUUCUCGGCAGGCCUGCAGCGCAGCUGCGGCGGUGGCUUGGCGUCCGCAGCCUUCAGCAUCGCCUGUGCGCGCAAUGCCCCUUUGGUGCGCCGGCGCCUCCGCUGUCAAUGCCGCGACGGCUUGACAGCGUGCGGGGUUCGCGAGUGGUGUUGAAUGCAGCGAGUCAAACAAUGGUAGUGUUUGACCAGCGACAGCAGCGGCUUAUGUUCGUGCCUCUGGAGCGCGCGGCGGCGGCGGCGGAGGCGGAGGCGGAGGCUGCUGAUGAAGAAUGCGGAGUGCGAGUUACCUCCGUGCCGCCGCUGCCGGCGCAGCAGCUGCAGCAGCGCCAGGCUCGGGCGCGUAAUAUAUGGGCCGAUUGGGCCGGCGAGGAUGAGGGCGCCGUGGCUGGUCCGGAAGACCUGGAGGCAGGCGAGCUGCAGCCUCCUGUCGGGGGUGCAGAGGUGACACCAGGGGAAGUGGCAGACCUCGGCGGCAGUGGAUUCGAUGUGUUGGUUUCGUGUGCGGGCGACAGCGGUGACUCUGGGGCCUGCGGCGGCGGAGUCCAUGACAAUCAGCAGUCGCUACCGGGCAGCGGCUUUGUGGCCACCGGACACCCCGAUGGCCGAGUCCUGGUGUGGGACGCGGCCCGCGCAGCCGCAGUGGGACGCCUGCCGUCCAUGCAGGGCUGCGGGCGGGGCCCGGUGCUGGCGCUUGCAGCCGCUUCCAUGUGUUCGCCGGCCAGCGGCGGCACAGCGGAGGACGUUGAGGAAGACGGCGGGGUAGCUGCGUCCUUUGCCCGCAGCAGCAGCAGCAGCAGCAGCAGCAGCAGCAGCAGCAGCAGCAGCGGCGGCGCCGCGGGUGUUGCGGGCACCAAGGCCUGCAGGCGGACGCUGCUGGCGGUGGCUUACCGGGCGGAGGUGCUGGUCUGGAGCCUUCCACUACCUGAGUUUUCACCUGCUCCCGUUGCCGCGAGCGCUGCCGCAAGCAUCCCAUCAGAUGCUGUGGUUGGGACCCUGCCGAGCACCCGGCUGGAAGCCAUCAUCAAGCCAACCCUAGACACAGCGGUCCGCUCCAUGGCGCUCAGCGGCCGCCAUGGCGUGCUGGCGCUGCGCUCGUCUGACGGCGUGGAGCUGAGGUCGGUGCGGCGGGCGGAGGCGGGCCGCUGGCUGCACGGCUUCAGGGACAGGCGCAACACGGCGCUGCUGUGCCUGGGCGACUUGCUGUUCGUGGCCUCCUCCAGCCCCAGCUUCAUGAUGGCUGCCACCUCAGCGCCACCCCCGCCUCCGCCCGCGGCUUCGCCGGCUCUGGGUGCCAUGGAAGCAGCAGGGGCGGCGGCUGAUGUGCAUGUGGAGGAUGGGGAGGUGGCGGCGCGGCCGCUGGGCCCAGGCGUGUGUGCAGCGGCGUGGUCGUGUGACUUCCAGCUGGAGGUGUCGGCAGUGGACUUAGGGGCGCUGGUGGCCAGGUGCGGUGGCGGUGGAGGCGGCGGCGGCGGCUCGGCGGCAGCGUCAGCUGGGGAGGUGGGGCCGGUGGUGUUCGAUGGGGUCGCGCCUGCGGCGGCAGGGGCAGCUGGAGCCGGCAGCGGCGCUCCCGCGCGUGGACAGCGGCCUGUGGUGGUGCGCACGACGAGCCCCGCUCAGCGCUGUCGACUACCCGCGGAGGAGGCAUCGCGCAUCCUGUGGGACCAGCCGCUCCAGGUGUGCGCCACCGGCGGCUUCCUGGUGGUGAGGUGCCUGCAGUUCGAUGCGUCGCAGCAGCAGCCGGCGCAGGUGCAGCUGCUGUGGCCUGGGCUGUUCGCCUUCCCCAUGGGCGACCUUGUCUCAGGCCUUCAGCUGGGUGGGCUGCAGCGGCAGCCACAGCCGGAUGCCGCACGGCAUGAUGGAGCGGAGGCGGAGGCCGCGGAACACGCGUUGCCAUCCGGCCCCCGUGACGGAAGUGCACCGGCGGCUUCCUCACCCGCCGGCCUCGCUCACCAGCAGCCACGGGCCCAGCCUCAGCCGCCAGCAGCACCAGCGCAUAUCAUACAUCAGGCAGGGGCGUCAGGGGCGUCAGGGGCACGGGUGGGGGCGGCUGCGGAUGGUCGCGGCGCCCACCCGCGGCACGCCGAGGCGGUGGCCGCGCUCCGCGGUCUGAACCAGCAGGCUGCCGAUGGCGGCUUGUUUCAUGCACCUGCUGCUGCCGCGGCCGGUGCUUCCAGCGCCCCGCCUACUCCUCAACCGCAAGCCGCCGCUGGCGUGCUUAUUCGUCGUACGGUGCAGCCGCGUGUGUUGUGCAGCUCCGCCAGCCGCAGCGGCAAGCUGCCUCCCAGCCUGCAGCUGCUGGCAGCGCCGCGGAGCCUUGUGCUUGUGACCCCCGAGCAGGAGGUGUGGCUGCAGCCGGUGCCGUACACGCAGCCAUUUCCAAGUGAGCAAUGACCGUGAUAGCCAGUAUGGUCGACCUGGCCGUGGUAGCGUCAGCAGGAGGUUGUACUGAUGCUGGGUUGUGACUGUAUGAGCGUAUGUAUGAAGGUAUUACUUCGUUCGGUGCCUAUCUAUGUGUCGGUAGCUAGCUUGGAUCAAGGUCGUUCUCUGAAGGACGCCUGACUUCGUGAUAGGGUAUUAGGGUACGAGGUGAUGUACCGUAUUCGUGAACGGCUGGCCGACGUGGCCUACCGUAUCUGAUGUUUUGGGGCGUAAAAGGACAACUGGUGAUCCAGUGAUCGCGGGGCGCAAUAUAGGCCAAUGGCCCAAUGGCCGCCCUGCUUGACCUUCACUGACGAUACCUGUCCGUUGCCGUCAAGAAUGACCAUUC